UGAAAGCCUUGAGAAAUGAGGAGAACACUUUACUUGUUUCGGCGAGAGGCUAAACCCAAGCCAAGGGAGAGAGCGGUCACAAAAGGGGAGGAGAGCAGCAAGGCAGAUCCGCCUGCCUCCAUGGCUGCCGCUUCUCCCCUCCCCGUCUUCCUCCUCAUCCUCCUCGGCGCCUUCCUCCUCCUCCCAGCCUCCAACGCCAUCUACUGCGACGAGGAUGAUUGCUACGACCUCCUCGGGGUUAAGCAGGACGCGAACGCCACGGAGAUCAAGAAGGCCUACUACAAGCUCUCCCUCAAACAUCACCCGGACAAGAACCCCGAUCCGGAGUCGCGGAAGCUGUUCGUCAAGGUCGCCAAUGCUUACGAGAUUCUAAAAGAUGAAGCAACUAGGGAGCAGUAUGACUAUGCUAUUGCACAUCCAGAGGAGGUCUUCUACAACACUGCUCAGUACUAUAGAGCGUACUAUGGACAUAAAACGGAUCCUCGUGCUGUGUUGAUUGGCCUUCUUGUAAUUGUGUCAGCAUUCCAAUACAUAAACCAGUGGACAAUGUAUAAUCAGGCUAUAGAAAGUGUCAAGCAAACUCCUGCUUACCGGAAUAGGUUAAAAGCGUUGGAGUUUGAGCGAACAGGAGGAAUUGCAAGCAAAAAAAAGGGCCACAAGCAGAUGGAUAAGAAGUUUGAAGAUGAAGUUAGAAAUGAAGUUAACUUGCAAAUUCAGGGAGUUGAGAAACCCUCUGUGUGGAGUCUCUAUGGCGUCCAAUUUUUACUUUUGCCUUACCUCAUUGGCAAGCUGCUUACUUGGGAAAUGUGUUGGCUAUGGAGAUACCGGGUAAAGAAACUACCAUAUGCAUGGGAGGAUGCUUGCUAUUUGACUCGGACAUCCCUUAAGAUACCUGCUAAUACAUGGCAGAAUAUUGAUGAGUUUACCAAGGAGGAUCUUGUGAUGAAGCGCCUGUGGGAAAAGGGCAACAUGGAGAGGCACAUUGUGGAGGCGAGAAAAGGAUCAAAGCGUAGAAGAUAGCUUAUAACUCAUUUUUGACACAAGAAAAAGAUUGCUUAACAGCACUGCAUGUAGUAGGACAACACACUCAUGGAGUGCAAAGUCAUAUUCAAGUCUGGCAUAAACAUGGAUACAGAAGAGAAGAGAAGAUUCAGGGCCAAUUUUGUGAUCACACCGUAGAUUGCGGAGGCUAGUUAUGUAAUACUGCUAGACUGAAUAUUACUUUUUCUUACAUGUAUUGUGAAUUUAUCUGACAGAAGAAAUCUAUACAUGUGAAUUGGAAAAUUGACUGGAGUUUGAAGAGGUUGUUGUGCCGACGGGGCUACAACUUGAAA
Messenger RNA from Brachypodium distachyon (stiff brome), 1334 nucleotides. Its product is annotated as dnaJ protein ERDJ7. The record is from RefSeq and is a predicted model, not a curated record. Gene Ontology annotation, biological process: protein folding. NCBI's taxonomy places the organism in Eukaryota, Viridiplantae, Streptophyta, Magnoliopsida, Poales, Poaceae. Gene Ontology annotation, cellular component: endoplasmic reticulum membrane. The transcript is spliced from 10 exons. The coding region runs from base 16 to 1020 and encodes 334 amino acids.